Molecule: messenger RNA, 2874 nt
Organism: Maudiozyma barnettii
Lineage: Eukaryota; Fungi; Ascomycota; Saccharomycetes; Saccharomycetales; Saccharomycetaceae
Gene: DNL4
Product: DNA ligase (ATP) DNL4
Exons: 1
Coding region: 1-2874 (957 amino acids)
Biological process (GO): DNA biosynthetic process; double-strand break repair via nonhomologous end joining; nucleotide-excision repair, DNA gap filling
Cellular component (GO): DNA ligase IV complex
Molecular function (GO): DNA ligase (ATP) activity; ATP binding; DNA binding
Source: RefSeq, a predicted model, not a curated record
AUGAAUUUGAAAAAUAAUGAAGCUGGCGAAGAGCCAAAAAAUAUAUCUAUUUCACCUGAUUUUUUAUGGCUUUGCCAAGAGUUAUUCGUAAAGAUUGAUGAAAUUUCGAAAAACAAUACGAAAAAUUUAAGUAAACCUAUUUAUAUCCUAUAUUACGAAAUUAUUGAACGGUUUAUAAAUCUUUGGAGAAACACUGUGGGCAAUGAUAUUUAUCCCGCAUUGAGAUUGAUCCUUCCUUAUCGAGAUAGAACAAUUUUCAAUAUCAAGGAAAUUACAUUAGCAAAAGCAUUAUGUCUCUGGCUUAAACUACCCGGAAAUUCUAUCACUGAGAAAAAACUUCUUCAUUGGAAGGAAUAUGCUUCUCGUGGUGACAAGUUAUCCAAUAUAUGUGUUGGUGAAAUAAGUAAGAGGAGAAGUGAGUAUACUCAGAUAUCUGAAAAUAAGAAGUUUACGAGGCCAAGCCGUAUAUCAAUUGAUGACUUAAAUUCAAAGCUGGAUCAACUAUCACUGGAAAGAAAUUCAAAGGAUCGGGGUUAUAAAUCCCUUGCAAACUCUGAAGUAUUUCAAUAUUGCAUGCAUAAUAUGUCUUUUAUUGAAAUGAAAUAUUUUUUCGAUAUCUUGUUGAAGAAUAGAGUAAUAGGUGGACAAGAACAUAAAUUUCUCAACUGUUGGCACCCAGAUGCAAGGGAUUAUUUAAGUGUCGUGUCUGAUUUACGAGUACUAACGAAGAGAUUGUGGGACCCCAAGGUAAGACUAGAACAGGAUGAUUUAGCAAUAAGAAUAGGUUAUGCAUUUUCGCCCCAACUAGCCAAGAAAGUGAAUUCAUCAUAUGCAACUGUUAGUAAAAAAUUAUCAAAUAACUUCCUGAUAGAGGAGAAAAUGGAUGGAGAAAGGAUACAGAUGCAUUAUAAGAAUUAUGGAACAGAAAUAAAAUUUUUAAGUAGACGUGGAACGGAUUUUACAUAUUUGUAUGGCAGUGACUUAGAUAGUGACACUGUAGCAAAAUAUUUAAAACUUGACAUAAACGUUAAGAAUUGCAUCCUAGAUGGAGAAAUGGUCACAUUUGACAAAGGACGGGGUAUUGUGCUACCGUUCGGGAUUGUAAAGGGUAGUGCAAAGGAUGUCUUAACCCAGAAUGAUGUUUCAAGUGAAGGAUUUUCUCCAAUGUAUGUAGUAUUUGAUUUAUUAUUCAUCAAUGAUACACCAUUAACAGAAUCUCCUCUCCACCAAAGAAAGGACUACCUCACAAAAAUAUUAACAGAAGUCCCUCACCAUAUUGAGAUUAUCAAUACUGUUAAGUGUGAUAAUGAGGAGCUAAUAAAAUCUUCAUUAGAGAAAGCGAUCUAUUUGGGCUCAGAAGGUAUUGUUUUAAAGGCUUAUAAUAGUAAGUACUCUGUGGGCAGUAGAAAUGAUAGUUGGAUUAAAGUAAAACCAGAAUACUUAGAACAAUUCGGUGAAAAUAUGGAUUUAAUCGUAAUGGGAAGGGAUUCAGGUAAAAAAGACUCCUUGAUCUGUGGCCUGAUUGAGUAUAAAAAUGAUGAUAAGUUAAAAUCGCUGCAUAUAAUUGAGGUUACUUCAGCAGACGAAAAUGAUACUGACCAAACAAUUGGGAACAAACCUAAGGAACUGAAAUGUGUAAUGUCCUUUUGUACAAUUGCAAAUGGUCUAUCACAGGAAGAAUUUAAAGAAAUAAGCAGAAAGACAAGGGGUAAAUGGAACCGUUCAGAGGUUACGCCACCACCCACUGAACUUUUAUUUGGAACAAAAAUCCCUGUUGAAUGGAUAGACCCCCGAAAUUCCGUUGUUUUAGAGAUAAAGGCUAGAUCUCUCGAUAAUACUAGCACAAAAUCACAUAGAUACAAGGUUGGAUGUACCAUUUUUGGAGGAUACUGCCGUCAAGUUCGAUACGACAAAAAUUGGAGGGAUUGUUACACUUACAGUUCAUUCCAAGAUGAUAGAAUAUCGAAACAGAACCAAUAUAAGAGAACCAAUCACCACCAGUUAGUCUCUCCAAAGAAGAGGAAGCAAACUAAAAACUAUGGGAUAUUAAGCUCUUUUCAGAACAGGACAGUGGAUAUUAUCAAAAAAACAGAUAUUUUUACGAAUAAUUCAUUUUACGUAAUGACUGACUACAUUAAUGAAUAUGACAACAAACGAACUUCAAAGGAAGACAUUAUUGAUAUGGUUAUAGAAAAUGGUGGGAAAAUUGUGUACAAUAUCUUGCUAAAAGAAUGGGAUUAUAAGUAUCUACGCAUUAUAGGAAAUCUAUACACAAACGAAUGCAAAACUUUGUCCAAAAGAGGAUACGAUAUAAUAAGUGCGAAAUGGAUACUCGACUCUAUCAAUAAUAACCGUGCAAUAAAACUAGAACCAGACCACUGCUUCGAUGUCUCAGAGGAGUUGAGCGAUUUAGCCAACCUGAGAGUUGAUAAAUUUAAGGAUAGCUACACUUCAAUAUUAGAUGAUAGUUCUGUAUUAAAAUGCAUAGAGGAUAAUAUGGAUUCAGUCCAAGACGCUGACAAUUACGAGUUGUAUUAUAGUAUUCCGCAAUUCCUUUUCUAUAAAAGGGUCAUAUUUGUGGUACAUGAUGCAACAUAUAAUCCGCACGUUUAUGAAUUACAGACCAAGAUCAGACUUUUUGGUGGGGAAACGACAGAUGACCUUGAUGCCUGUAAUUUGGUUGUUAUUGGUAUAGGGUAUUCUAUCGACAUAACUAAAGAAGUUAGGAACAUUCGGUAUAGUAUUUCAAAACGUGUCCACGCAACUUCUCAUACCCCUUUAAUACCUUAUAUCGUUAACAGUAAUUGGAUACAAAACUCUAUUGAAAGGAAUGUUCAGCUACCUGAAGAAGAUUUUCCAUAUAUUGCUACAUAA